Molecule: messenger RNA, 889 nt
Organism: Paramuricea clavata
Lineage: Eukaryota; Metazoa; Cnidaria; Anthozoa; Malacalcyonacea; Plexauridae
Source: the annotation of a GenBank genome assembly
AUGCAUGAGGCACAUCAGCUGGCUGGACGAAAGGCAAAAGAGAAAGGUGAUAAAGCGAAGAAACGCUACGAUCGUUGGGUACGGAGUUCAGUACUACAGCCCGGCGAUAGAGUAUUGGUACGGAACUUGAGUGUACGUGGCGGUCCUGGAAAGUUGAGAUCAUACUGGGAAAAGGAAAUCCACGUUGUUGUGCGAAGAGUGCGGAAAGUCCAGUCUACGAGGUUAAACCUGAAGGUAAUGCGAAGAAAAGGCGGACGUUGCAUAGAAAUCUUCUCCUUCCGUGUGAUUUCUUGCCAAUGGACAGCCAAACAACCGAUGGAGCUCCAUCACCACGACCUAGUAACAGACGACAAGCGGAACACGUUAAUCCGAAUACAAACAAUAGUGAGUUAUCUAGUGAUGACGAAGACCCACAGGAAGUCAUAGCAAACGUCCAUCCCAGAAAUACACACCCUAACGUUUCUGCCGAGAACGUAGUCGAGAACGUAGUCGAAAACGAGAACGUAGUCGAAAACGAGAACGUAGUCGAAAACGAGAACGUAGCCGAGAACGAGAACGUAGUAGAAAACGAGAACGCAUUCAGAAACUGUAUGGGAAAUAGAAAAUGUAUGGGAAAUCCCCUUUUCAGGAUCGGACAAUGCCACACGAUUGGUUAAAUUAUCUCCCUUUUGUAGAAACCAAUCAAGAGGAAAAUGUUAAUUCGAAUGUUUCGAUGCAAUUAGAUUAUAAUCCUACGAGAGAGAAUCCGGUAGAAACGCUACCAUUGACUAAGAUGUCACCUCGGACUAGCUCUCAUAAUAAUACCAACGUUAUUCCCGAUGAAGUUCUACACACGCCUAUUGCGUCACUGGGCGCUGAUUCUAGUAUGUGUGCAUGGAAGAUCAGUUAA